Molecule: messenger RNA, 1960 nt
Organism: Malania oleifera
Lineage: Eukaryota; Viridiplantae; Streptophyta; Magnoliopsida; Santalales; Ximeniaceae
Product: RNA pseudouridine synthase 4, mitochondrial
Exons: 10
Coding region: 4-1524 (506 amino acids)
Biological process (GO): pseudouridine synthesis
Molecular function (GO): RNA binding; pseudouridine synthase activity
Source: RefSeq, a predicted model, not a curated record
CAAAUGCGCCUUUUACCGGCUACUGGCCACCAUCCCCAUAUUUCCCGGUCAUUUAAACCUCGCCGCCCUUUUCGGGCUCUCGUCCAUCCCCAAAAAAUGCCGGACGCCGUCGUUCUCCGCAGCGCCUUUCUCCGUUGGCCGAAGGCUGCCGCCGGGGUACGUCUCUGCAUCUCAGCCUUUAUCGAGCGGCGAUGUCAUUACGCCGCCAGCCCCAGCGCAGACGCCUCCUCCGAUGAGCCAAAAAGCCGGAAAGUUAAGAAUAAAGGGGAAUGGUUCACUCUACCGCCGUUCGCUCCAACUGUCAACGCCUCUGCGUUGGGAAGGAGUCUCGCCGUCCGACAUACGGAUCCGAGGGGCGACACCAGCACCGCCACCGCCACGACGGCUCUCAAAUGGGUCCUUCGAUGUUGCCCACAGCUGCCCAGGUCACUUGUCCAGAAGCUGUUUCGUUUGAGACAGGUUCGAAGAGAAUCCUCUAACACACGUUCUGAUGCUGCUCAAGCAAAUGAAUGUCGACUCAGAAGGGUGGCAGCCAAAGACCCAAUGAACUCAGGAGAUCGAAUCUUUCUUCCUAUCACUGUUCAAGAGACACCAACUGAGAAAUCGGAGUUGCCAUGCAAAGAAGAAGAAAUAAAUUUCAUACGUAGCCUUGUGUUGUAUAAGGAUCCAGCCAUUAUUGUUCUAAAUAAACCUCCUGGAAUGCCUGUCCAAGGUGGAAUUGGCAUAAAAAGAAGUUUGGAUGAACUAGCUGCCUGUUGUUUGAGAUAUGAGUACUCAGAACCUCCUCGGUUGGUGCACAGACUUGACAGAGAUAGUAGUGGCAUCUUGGUAAUGGGGAGGACACGAACUAGUGCUGCAGUUCUGCAUUCUGUCUUCCAUGAGAAGACUUUUGAAGCAUCAAAGGAUGACUUUGGCAGUAACACAAGAAUCUUGCAAAAAAGGUAUUUGGCACUUGUUAUUGGAUCUCCAAAACUUCCAAGAGGGUUGAUUUCAGCACCUCUGGGAAAGGUAGUUGUGGACAGUGGAAAAUCUGAAAGGAUCACAAUCAUUGGCAAUGACCGGCCUGUGUCAUCUCAGCAUGCUAUUACAGAGUAUCAAGUGAUUGAAUCCUCUCAUGGUUGCACAUGGUUAGAGCUUUCUCCUCGGACUGGUAGAAAGCACCAGCUUCGUGUACACUGUGCUGAGGUAUUGGGAACCCCAAUUGUUGGAGACUACAAAUAUGGGUGGCAAGCUCAUGAGAAGCUGAAACAUUUUCAUAGUAAUAAUCUUGAAGAUAACUCGAAUGAGAUGUCUCCCAAGGGAAAGACAUUUGCCUUUGGCCUUCACGUAGAGAAUGGAAGUAUCUCUGAAAAGCAUCCUCACCUACACCUUCAUUGUAAGCAAAUGGUUUUACCAAAUGUCUCUCUGGCCUUGCAGAAUCUGCAAGCAUCUUCAGAUUGCCGUCUUUCAGAAUUAGAAAGCCUCAAGUUGCUUGCUCCUUUGCCUCCGCAUAUGCAGAGAAGUUGGAAAAUUUUGAAUUCAUGAGCGACACCCCGAACUUUGCAUGUUCUUGUUCAGAGGUAUUUCUUCAUUCUCCAAUUUUUUUCCAUGAGAAAUGGGAAAACAAGAGUUACUUCUGCAGUCUUUGCCCUGCAUGUAUGUCCAGACUCCACACCAAGCAAGGGCUCUAAAGGGAUUGCUUGGGGAGCUAGAAAGUUCAUUGCAUGUGGGAAAAUCUUCCACAAUAUACUAUUUUUAUUGGAGGGAAAAAGUAUGAAGGAAAAUUUCUCAUGGUUAUGGUCCAGGAAUGGGAUCUCAGUUGACUUGUUCCAAGAUAUGUCCUGAUCUCAUCAGCGGAAUGAAAGCAAGUCUCAGUUUUUAAGCUGAUCUAUGUUGUGUUGUUUAAGCCUAGUCUUUAGGCAAUUUCUUUUGUUCCUUUAAAAUUGACUUCCUCAAUGAAUCAAUCAGUUAUUAUUAUUUA